AGGGGAGGGGAUGCAAUUCGUGCUCGAGGCACAGAAGGCGUAGAAGAAGAACAUCUCAAACCGGAAGUGUUAUCUGAGAGGAAGUCGAGCACGCCGAACAAGAGCGAACAGCUAAGAGUUGUGGUAAUCAUGGCUGAAGAUGAGGGAUUUGUGGUGAGAGUGCGAGGUCUGCCCUGGUCCUGCUCCGUCGAUGAAGUGGCCAGAUUCUUCUCUGAUUGCAAAGUGGCUAAUAAUGGGGCGAGCAUCCACUUCACUUACACUCGAGAAGGCAGACCAAGCGGAGAGGCGUUUGUGGAACUGGAGACUGAGGAUGACCUCAAGAUUGCUCUAAAAAAAGACAGAGAAACAAUGGGACACCGAUAUGUGGAAGUAUUUAAAUCCAAUAACGUAGAAAUGGACUGGGUUCUUAAGCACACUGGUCCAAAUGGUCCAGAGACAGAAGGUGACGGACUGGUGCGACUGCGUGGCCUGCCUUUUGGCUGCAGCAAGGAGGAGAUUGUACAGUUCUUCUCGGGGUUGGAAAUCGUGCCAAAUGGGAUAACAUUGCCGGUGGACUACAUGUGGAGGAGUACGGGGGAGGCCUUCGUGCAGUUUGCUUCACAGGAAAUAGCUGAAAAGGCUCUAAAGAAACACAAGGAAAGAAUAGGGCACAGGUACAUUGAGAUCUUCAAGAGCAGCCGUGCUGAAGUACGUACACAUUACGAGCCUCCUCGUAAAGGCAUGAGCAUGCAGAGACCCGGCCCGUACGAUCGGCCCAGCGGGGGUGGUCGCGGCUAUAACAGCAUGAGCAGAGGAGGAUCAUUCGAUAGGUCACGUCGUGGAGGAUACGGAGGAGGAAUGUCGUCAGAUGGACACUACCGAGACGGAGGUUCCAACUUCUCAAGCACGACUGGCCACUGCGUGCACAUGAGAGGGCUGCCGUACCGCGCCACAGAAAACGAUAUCUACACUUUCUUUUCUCCUUUAAACCCAGUGCGCGUACACAUCGAGGUGGGACCAGAUGGGCGUGUGACUGGAGAAGCUGAUGUUGAGUUUGCUACACAUGAGGAUGCUGUAGCUGCUAUGUCCAAGGAUAAGGCUAAUAUGCAGCAUCGUUACGUUGAGCUUUUUUUAAACUCAACAGAAAGGGGCAGUAACGGAGGAUAUGGAGGCCACAUGGGAGGCAUGGGUAAUCAAUCAUCCUAUGGGCAUGGCGGUCAGAAUAUGGGAGGAGGCUACGGUGGAGGAUAUAAUAACCAGUCCAGCAUGGGGGGAUACAAUGACUAUGGUAACCAGAGCAGCAGUUAUUAUGGUGGCAGUCGUGGCUCGAUGGGCAUGAACGGAGGCAUGAGCAUGGGCGGAGGCUGGGGCAUGUAAAAACCUGCAUGAGACAACUGCUAAGGCCCACAAAAAGAGACAUUUUGGGAAAUGAAAUGUGCCAGAAUGGCUUCAAGUUUUGUUCUUUGUGAGAAACGAGGAAAAGAUCGGACCCUUUUCCUGUCUCUUUGUUUUGAGUGUUCGCACUGCAAUCAGUGUCUCCGUCCUUUGUAUUGUGAAUCUGCCAAACCAGUAGGCUGUAAUGGGGUUUCUGCCUUCAUGCUGACUGUGCUCUAACCUUUGAGCCAAGUUUAUGCUUGUAAAUAUUACCGUUAUAAUGUCUAGCACGGAGGCUGUAGACCGCCUUCAUCUGUUUUGACUAUGGAUUUUUAUAAAGUGAGUUAUGGAAAAAAGAUAACUGGAAAAAUCUCUUUUGUCCAAAUUUGAUAUAAAUCUAGAUCUUUUAAUCUUUUGAGUUGUUGUAGGCAUGUCUUCCUUUUCCAUAGUCUGUCACUGAUUUCUGAAAUAAACAUGUUUGUGGUUAUAA
Clarias gariepinus (North African catfish) is the source of this 1843-nucleotide messenger RNA. RefSeq names its product heterogeneous nuclear ribonucleoprotein H1, like (gene hnrnph1l). The record is from RefSeq and is a predicted model, not a curated record. Gene Ontology annotation, biological process: regulation of RNA splicing. The transcript is spliced from 11 exons. Gene Ontology annotation, cellular component: ribonucleoprotein complex; nucleoplasm. NCBI's taxonomy places the organism in Eukaryota, Metazoa, Chordata, Actinopteri, Siluriformes, Clariidae. Bases 130 to 1356 code for a protein of 408 amino acids. Gene Ontology annotation, molecular function: RNA binding.